UUAAAAUUACAUAUAUGUGUUUAGCUAUAUGUAGAAGUAAUAGGGUGGCAUACUUGCAAUGAACAGGCUGCUUGAUGAAAUACGGCUACAGAGAACGCCAGCAAAUAAAAUAAUCCAGGAGAUCAGGCACGCAGCUUACUUUUGACAUUGUCUUUGAUCAGACUUAGCAUGCUCUAUAGAACAUGUCAACUUGCUUCACUCGUCUUCCUCAAAAGACAAAACUGGAGAUUUUCACCAUAAAUAAGCUCUCCAUCAACAUAAUUAUCGAAAACUCAUCAUCACCUCCUAAUUCCAAUAUGUCUUAUUCUUCAAAGCUCUCCUCCACCGUCCUCCUCCUAUCCUGGGCCCUCCUUCUCCGAACGUCUCUCGGAGCCGACCCUCUUUCCUAUGUCUGUUCAAACCCUCAAAACUUCACCGCCAACACGCCUUUCGACUCCAACUUGAAAACGCUCAUUACAAUUCUUACCUACAAAACACCUCUCACUGGUUUCGGUCUCGCAUCCAUUGGCCAAAACAAGAACCAGAAAGCCUACGGCCUCUCUCUUUGUCGUGGGGAUGUUUCUCCCUCAGACUGCGAAACUUGUGUCUCCGAUGCAAUCACGGGACUCCUCAAACGAUGCUCCUACAACAAAGGUGCCAUAAUCUGGUACGACAACUGCCUGUUCAAGUAUUCGGACCAAGAUUUCUUUGGCCGCAUUGAUAACGCAAACAAGUUGCACUCGUUCAACGUGCAAAACGUCAGCGAUCCUGACGCUUUCAACUAUAAGACGAAGGAGUUGUUGAGCCGACUUGCCGAGGAAGCUCAUGCGAACCCUAACAUGUAUGCAGCGGGAGAGGCAAACCUUGGAGAAUCGAAGAACAUGACAGUGUAUGGGUUGACUCAGUGCACCAGAGACCUUUCUAGCGAGGAUUGCAAGAAGUGUCUUGAUGAUUUAGUCGGUGAACUUCCUAACUGUUGUAAUGGGAAACGAGGUGGCAGAGUUGUAGGCGGAAGCUGCAACGUGCGAUAUGAGAUUUACCCUUUCUUCAAAGUGUAGGGUAUAGAACUUCGUGUGUCGUGGAUUCAUGAUUAUGCAUUAUCAUUCACCAUAUAUGUUGUUGAAUAAAGUUCAUUCAUUUGUUAGAUUAUUCAUUAUUAUUUACCAUACAAAUAAACAAAACAAACAAAUGGUAGUACUAUUCCUAAGCCAUUGAU
Prosopis cineraria is the source of this 1195-nucleotide messenger RNA. RefSeq names its product cysteine-rich repeat secretory protein 38-like. The coding region runs from base 183 to 1037 and encodes 284 amino acids. NCBI's taxonomy places the organism in Eukaryota, Viridiplantae, Streptophyta, Magnoliopsida, Fabales, Fabaceae. The transcript has a single exon. The record is from RefSeq and is a predicted model, not a curated record.